Asterias rubens (European starfish) is the source of this 12347-nucleotide messenger RNA. Its product is annotated as dynein heavy chain 12, axonemal-like. Gene Ontology annotation, molecular function: minus-end-directed microtubule motor activity; dynein intermediate chain binding; ATP binding. Gene Ontology annotation, cellular component: dynein complex. The coding region runs from base 121 to 12081 and encodes 3986 amino acids. The transcript is spliced from 66 exons. Gene Ontology annotation, biological process: microtubule-based movement. Lineage: Eukaryota; Metazoa; Echinodermata; Asteroidea; Forcipulatida; Asteriidae. The record is from RefSeq and is a predicted model, not a curated record.
UAACGUUAAAAAUUGUAAUACAAAAAUCUAGUUUUUACCAUUAAAGUUUGCGUCAUGAAUUGAAUUGAAGAUAGCUGAAAGGACUGGAAUAGUCAGUGUACAUUUUUGCACUGUUAAAACAUGGCUGCCCAUGUAAAUGGUAAGGGUGGGCCGAGGGGAACCCGUAAUGGGCCCCCUCGCUUGGUCAAUGGGAUUCCCCGCCUUCCCCCGAUCAACACUCCAGCAAGUGUCAUCUCCUCAAACAACAGAGACUACAGCAAGAGCAAACUAAUGACACAUAGAAGAGCCAAAGAAAUGCAAGGCUUGCUGACGGAUAUUCUGUAUAAGAAUGCGAAAGAGGUGGAGCUAGAUAUCGGAGACAGUAACAGGAAAAGGCCGCCAACUGCACAGAAUCCACACUACCCUAAAUCUAUGAUGAGCAAGGAUCGCAUGCAGAGGCAAAACUACCUCUUCAUGAAGCAGUGUGUUGAGAACAGCCCAGUGACGUCGAUGGAGUCAGAGUGGUUUCAAAACAUACUUGGUCUGAUACCGGACCAUCUGACACAGAACGCCAACAUGCAGGUGUUCAUCGAGGAGCUCUUCAAGGAGGUCAAGGUGGAGUGGACCAACAGUAUGAAGAAGUCCAUGGUUCAACAUGUUCUAGUCAAACCGGACAUCAAGGGGUUAGAAAAUGUGAACAUUGGAGAGCUCCCUGAAGAACCACAGGGGUUAGAUUACUCCAGACCAUGGCAUAACAGCUACGUUGAAUCACGCGACAUCAUGAUAAGAGCUCUACAUAUCACCCAUCCGUCCAUGCAAACUGUGCUUCGGCUCUGUCAGAACAGUCUAGGUCGCAUGGUCCUAGUUGACCUUAGCGGUCAAAGGUCGCAGGGACCCGUGGAGUGUGAACAUCUUAAGAAUAAUGUCAUCUUGGAGUGUGAGAAGAUGGAGGAGAAACAGAUGCACAGUUGGUGGCCAGAGGUCCUCAACGUCUUCGUGGACAGGAAGAACUUUGCAGAUGUCCUUCCUGAGCAGCUGGAAUCUUUUUACAACUGCACCUCUACACUUGUAUCAAAUCAGCUGAAAGACCUCAUAGUCCGCUCUAUCGAUUCCUGGGUCAGCCUCUUCAACCCCGACGACAAGUCCCACCUCCCGAUCUUCAAGAUGGAGCUGACCUACGACAACGACAAGAUGGAAUUCUACCCCUACUACUCGGACCUUGAGGAAUGCCUCCUCUUUAUCGUGACCCAACUCACCAAGACGAUGCAGAAUGUCCCCACGGUGCAGUCCUGGCUGUCCGGGACUAACGAUCUGAACAGCAUCGACGUGGCCAUCGCUGAUCAUAUUAUUGACGGGGCUAAGAAGGAACUCAAAGAGGCUUGCAAGCUGAACUUUGAGGGACCCACUCAGCAUCUUCAAUCCUACAUGGAUAGAUAUGAGUACCUGUGUAAUGGUGAGGCGCUGACCAAAGUACAGACCUUCUUAGAUGAAGAGCAUUCAUUUGAAGAAUACUGCCAGUUGAUUGAAGAAUUCCGUAGUAAGGCCCGAGAGAUUAUGUUGCAGGAUAGUAUCAUUCAUUUUGAGAUGGUUCGGCUCGACUGUGAGGACCUUAAGAGGGGACUCGCGGAGAAAUCAAGAAGUUUUGGCGACUUGCUCCUCGAUAGAAUGGCUUCCGACCACUGGAAAGAAAACGAAAACAUAUGCAACGAGUUUGAGACCAUCAAGGAGCGAGCCCUGAAGGUCCCUGAGGAGUCCGGUGAGAUGAUGGAGAUGAUCGCUUACGUUGAGAAGGCUCGUAUCGGCGGCAUCCAGGCCCUGAACGGCCGAAUCAACGAGAGCAAACAGAAGAUGAACUACCUCCUGGACGUCUACUUCUUCUCCCAGGAACAUAUCGACCUCAACUGCACGGUCUUAAUGUGGCCUAAGAAUAUCCAACCCGUAUUUGAUGACAAUGACGAGCUUGUGGAAGCCUCCAAGAGGAAGGGAGAGCGGGAACUUCUGGAGAAACGGGAGAAGGUAAUGGUGGAAUUGGACAAGAUCCGCAAGAGAGUGGCGGAGUUUGCCGAGUACGGAGAGCUUGAUAUGAUGGUACAGUACGUCAACGACGUCCGCGCAGUACAGAAGAGGAUCGCUGAGGCUCAAGAAAACAUCAACUUCAUCAAUAAGGAGGAGAAGCUGUUCAAGUGGGACGCUACAACUUACCCUGAGGUGGAUGAGAUCGCUGUAGCCAUUGAGCCUUUCAUGAAGCUCUUUAGUCUUGUCGUCAAAUGGCAGCGAGCUGAAAAGAAAUGGAUGGACGGAGCCUUCAUGGAGCUGGACUCGGAGUCCAUCGGGAACGAAGCUGACGACUACUGGAGAGACAUCUACAAGACCACAAAAGUCUUCAUCAACCAGAAGAAGAAGCGAGAUGCCGAGAAGGCCAAGGCGGCUCCGCCCAAGAAGAAGAGGAUCGGGGAUGAGGCUGAGGAGCCUGAAGAGAAGAAAGAGGAAGACGAAGAAGGUGGGGCUGCACUGAAGGUGUGCAACGUAGUCCAAGAGCAGAUCAAGGAGUUCCAGGAAUUCAUUCCAACCAUUGCCAUCAUGUGCAACCCUGGUAUUCGUACUCGUCACUGGAGUCAGAUGUCGGACAUCGCUGGAUUUGAUCUGACUCCAGACUCUGGGACUACGCUCCGCAAAGUCCUGAAACUCAGCUUGGAUCCCUACAUGGAGAAGUUUGAGUCCAUCAGUGCGGCUGCUAGCAAGGAGUACUCGUUGGAGAAGGCCAUGAGUAAGAUGGCUGAGGAAUGGGACCAGAUCCAGUUCACUCUGACGACGUACAGAGACACAGGGGUCAAGAUCUUAGCCUCAGUGGAUGAUAUCCAGACCAUGCUGGAUGACCAGAUCGUCAAAACGCAGACUAUGCGUGGAUCGCCGUUCAUUAAACCGUUUGAGAAGGAGAUCAAGGAAUGGGAGGAGAAGCUGCUCAGAGUUCAAGAGACAAUCGACGAGUGGCUGAAGGUACAAUCUCAGUGGCUGUACCUGGAGCCCAUCUUCAGCUCUGAAGACAUCAUGCAACAGAUGCCAGAAGAAGGGCGUUGGUUCCAGACAGUGGAUCGCAACUGGAAGGAGAUCAUGAAACACACAGUCAAGGACCCCAAGGUCCUGGCAGCUACUUCCUUGACCGGCAUCUUAGGGAAGCUAGUCGACAGCAAUGAUCUUCUUGACAAAAUCUUGAAGGGCCUGAAUGCCUACCUUGAGAAGAAGAGACUCUUCUUCCCACGCUUCUUCUUUCUUUCCAACGAUGAGAUGCUGGAGAUCCUCUCAGAGACCAAAGACCCGCUCCGCGUCCAGCCCCAUCUCAAGAAAUGCUUUGAGGGUAUUGCCAAGCUGGAGUUCCUUCCCAACCUGGACAUCAUCUCCAUGUUCAGUAGCGAGGGGGAGAAGGUAGCGAUGUCUUCGGUCAUCUCCACGGUGGAGGCGAGAGGCGCCGUGGAGAAGUGGCUUCUUCAGGUUCAAGACGUCAUGCUCAUCAGUGUGAAGGACGUCGUGGAGAGAUCACACAAGGCCUACGCCAUCGAAGCCCGCGAGGAUUGGGUUCAAGAGUGGCCAGGACAAGUUGUCCUGUGCGUCUCCCAGAUCUACUGGACGACGGAGGUGCACGAGGCUGUCCAAGGAGGGCCCCAGGGUCUCCGAGAUUACUACGACAAGCUUGAGAACCAGUUGCAGGAGAUCGUAGCUUUGGUUCGGGGCAAGCUCUCCAAACAGACACGUAUAACAAUGGGGGCGCUUGUCACCAUCGACGUACACGCUCGUGAUGUAGUCUUGGACAUGGCAGAGAAAGGUGUUGAGAAUGAGAAUGACUUCAAUUGGUUGGCUCAGCUCCGAUAUUAUUGGGAGAAUAAUACCGUCAUGGUACGCAUUACCAACUCACUGGUGAAGUACGCCUACGAGUACCUGGGAAAUUCAUUCAGGUUGGUGAUCACCCCUCUGACAGAUCGAUGCUACCGUACCCUCGUAGGAGCCUACCAUCUCAACCUAGGUGGAGCUCCUGAAGGUCCCGCCGGCACAGGCAAGACAGAGACCACCAAGGAUCUGGCCAAAGCCCUGGCCGUCCAGUGCGUGGUCUUCAACUGCUCCGACGGCCUGGACUACCUGGCCAUGGGGAAGUUCUUCAAGGGGCUUGCCUCGUCCGGGGCCUGGGCCUGUUUCGAUGAGUUCAAUCGCAUUGAGUUGGAGGUGUUGUCUGUGGUGGCGCAGCAGAUUCUGUGUAUUCAGCGCGCUGUGAUGACGCACCAGGAGACGUUUCUGUUUGAGGGAACUGAGCUUGUGCUGAAAGAUACAUGCUUUGUGGCUAUUACCAUGAACCCUGGCUAUGCUGGACGAUCUGAACUUCCUGAUAACCUCAAAGUGCUGUUUCGCACAGUAGCCAUGAUGGUGCCCGACUAUGCCAUGAUUGGGGAGAUCAUGCUGUACUCCUAUGGCUUCGUGGAUGCGCGUAACCUCUCCGUCAAAAUCGUAACGACGUAUCGACUGUGUUCUGAACAGCUGUCUUCACAGUUCCACUACGAUUAUGGGAUGCGCGCCGUCAAGGCCGUGCUGGCAGCUGCUGGGAACUUGAAGCUCAAGUUUCCUGACGAAAGUGAAGAUAUUUUGUUGCUGCGUUCCAUCCUCGACGUCAAUCUUCCAAAGUUUCUGUCCCACGACAUACCUCUGUUUGAGGGUAUCAUCUCUGAUCUCUUCCCCGGAGUGGUCUUGCCUCAGGCGGACUACAAGGUCUUCAUGGAGGCCGUGGAGGAGGUGUGCACCAAGAGGAACCUCCAGUGUGUGGACGCCUUCAGGGAGAAACUCAUCCAGACGUAUGAGAUGAUGAUCGUCAGACACGGUUUCAUGUUAGUCGGCGAGCCCUUUGCAGGCAAGACUGAGGUGCUCCAUGUCCUGGCCGACACCCUGACCCUCCUCAAUGAGAAGGGUCUCAAUGAAGAAGAGAAAGCCCUCUAUCGGACAGUCAACCCCAAAGCGGUCACCAUGGGUCAACUCUUUGGCCAGUUUGACCCUGUCUCUCAUGAGUGGACAGACGGAGUCGUCGCCAACACCUUCCGCGAGUUUGCCUCGACGGACACCACCGACCGUAAAUGGGUGAUCUUCGAUGGCCCCAUCGACACCCUAUGGAUUGAGAGCAUGAACACUGUACUCGACGAUAACAAGAAACUGUGUCUCAUGAGUGGUGAGAUCAUCCAGAUGUCUAACUGUAUGAGUCUCAUCUUUGAGUGUAUGGAUCUGUCUCAGGCCUCCCCGGCUACCGUCAGUCGUUGCGGUAUGAUCUACCUGGAGCCAUCUAACCUCGGCUGGCGACCCGUCUUCCGAUCCUGGCUCAACAAACUUCCAGAGGAGCUGAAGAAGGAAGAAGCUCUCUUCAUCGCUCUGUUUGAUUGGCUUCUGGAGCCAAGUAUCGACUUUGUGCAUCGAAACACAAAGGAAUACGUUCCAACGAGCACCAACAACCUAGCCAGAUCAUUGAUGUACUUUGUCAACAUGUUCUUAGCGGAUCACUUGAAACCAGACACAGACAUGAAGCAUCUGAAGGCUUGGAUAGUUUCCACAAUGUUUUUCUCCCUCGUCUGGUCCGUCGGAGCCGUCGUGGACACGGAUGGCCGAACUAAAUUUGAUGUUUUCUUCCGAGACAUCAUGUCCGGUAAGAAUGAAGCUCAUCCCUUCCCCAGUGAGAUAGGCGCCAAGCUGGACGUACCUCUCCCUACAGAGGGGUUAGUGUACGACUACAUGUAUGAUUACAAAGCACGAGGCAAGUGGAUCCAUUGGAAUGAGACCAUUAAGAACAUGGAUAUAGGGCAAGGGCGUAAAGUACAGGAGAUCAUUGUACCCACUAUGGACACUGCACGCUAUACCUACCUCAUGGAUAUAUCUAUCAGACAUCAAAGAGCGAUUCAGUUUGUGGGUCCCACAGGCACUGGCAAGAGUGUGUACGUGAAAGACAAACUCAUGAACAAUCUCUCCAAGGAUGAAUUCCUUCCUAUGUUUAUCAACUUCUCUGCACAAACCAGCGCCGGCCAGACUCAGGACAUUAUCAUGUCUAAGCUAGACAAGAGACGUAAGGGGGUCUUCGGUCCCCCUAUGGGUAAACGCUCAGUCAUCUUUGUAGACGAUCUCAACAUGCCUGCUAGGGAGGUGUAUGGUGCCCAACCACCCAUUGAGCUUCUCAGACAGUACUUUGAUCAUGGAAACUGGUAUGACAAGAAAGACACCACUAAGAUCGUCUUGACUGACGUCCAGUUCCUGACCGCCAUGGGGCCACCUGGGGGAGGACGUAACCCGGUCACAUCCAGAUUCUUACGUCACUUCAACAUUAUCGGUAUCACUCCGUUCAAUGAUGAGACCAUGCAGCGGAUCUUCUCUACCAUUGUCAGCUACUACCUCAGGGCAAACGAAUUUGCACCAGACUACUUCACUGGUGGCAACAUGGUCGUCGUCGCCACCAUGGAGGUCUACAAGCAGGCCAUGGCUAACCUACUCCCCACUCCGGCCAAGUCUCACUACACUUUCAAUCUGCGUGACUUUGCCCGUGUCAUCAUGGGUGUGCUGCUCAUCAAGAAGCAGGCCGUGGAGAACAAGAGGACGUUCACUCGGCUCUGGGUCCAUGAAGUCUUCAGGGUGUUCUACGAUCGACUGGUGGAAGACCAGGACAGACUCUGGCUGUUUGACAUCACUAAGACCCUGGUCAGGGACAUCUUCAAGGACAGUUUUGACACCGUCUUUGAGCAUCUUGCCAAAGAGGGCAAGCCGGUGUGCGAGGACGACAUGCGCAGUCUCAUGUUCGGUGAUUACAUGAACGUCGACGCCGAACCGGAAGACAAGAUCUACGAAGAGGUGAAGUCCGUCGAGGAGUUCAACAAAGUCGUUGAGAUCGGAUUGGAGGAGUACAAUAAUACCCACAAGACGGGGAUGAACCUAGUCAUAUUCAGAUAUGUACUUGAGCAUCUGUCGCGUAUCAGUCGCGUCCUGAAGCAACCCGGGGGUAAUGCCAUGUUAGUCGGAGUAGGUGGUAGCGGUCGACAGUCACUGACUAAAUUAGCGACUAGCAUGGCUGGAUUCCAUCUAUUCCAACCGGAGAUCUCCAAGAGCUACGGCAAGAAUGAAUGGCGGGAGGAUCUAAAGUCUCUGAUGAAGAAUGCAGGAGCAUUCGGCAAGACGACUGUCUUCCUGAUAACAGACACUCAGAUCAAGGAAGAAUCCUUCCUGGAAGACAUUGACAAUCUCCUCAAUACUGGAGAAGUGCCCAAUUUGUAUGCCGUCGAUGAGAAACAAGAAAUUAUGGAGGCUGUUCGUCCUGUAGCCCAGGCUGGAGAUAAGAACGCAGACUUUAGUCCACUGGCUCUCUUUGCUUUCUUCGUCAACCGUUGCCGGGAGAAUCUUCACAUCAUCAUCGCAUUCUCCCCUAUCGGUGACGCCUUCCGCAAUCGUCUCAGACAGUUCCCGUCUCUUAUCAACUGUUGCACCAUUGAUUGGUUCCAGGCAUGGCCAGAAGAUGCCCUGACGAGAGUAGCCUACAAGUUCCUUGAGACUGUGGAAAUGGAAGAGGAUGAACGAAAAGAGGUGGUGGACAUAUGCAAACAUUUCCACACCAGUGCAAGGAACCUCUCAUUCACCUUCUUGGAAGAGUUGGGCCGCCAUAACUAUGUAACGCCCACCUCGUACCUAGAGUUGAUCUCAGCCUUCAAGACACUUCUCGGCAAGAAACGAGAUGAGACAAUGAAGGCGAAACGUCGCUACGUGGUGGGUCUUGAGAAGCUUGCCUUUGCCGAGUCCCAGGUGGGCUCUAUGCAGAUCGAGCUGAAGGAACUUCAACCCCAGCUGGUGGUCGCUGCCGAUGAGAACCAGAAGAUGAUGGUGAUUAUUGAGAAGGAGUCUGUUGAUGUGGCCGCUACCAGCGAGAAUGUACGCAAGGAGGAAGCAUCAGCCAACAUACAGGCUGCGUCUGCUCAGGCCUUAAAGGACGAGUGUGAGAGUGAUCUAGCUGAAGCCAUCCCUGCCCUGGAGGCCGCUCUGUCUGCUCUCAACACGCUCAAGCCCGCCGAUAUCGCCGUGGUGAAGACCAUGAAGAAUCCACCCUCGGGCGUCAAACUGGUCAUGGCCGCCGUCUGCAUCAUGAAAGACAUCAAACCAGAGAAGAUCAACGACCCCGCUGGCACAGGAGGCAAGAUCCUAGACUUCUGGGGACCCUCAAAGAAACUCGUCGGUGACAUGAACUUCUUGAACUUACUCAAGACGUAUGACAGAGACAACAUUGCUCCUCACAUCAUGAAGAAGAUCCGUGCAGAGUUCAUGACCAACCCAGAGUUUGACCCGGUCAAGGUGGCCAAAGCGUCUUCCGCUGCCGAGGGUCUGUCCAAGUGGGUCAUGGCUAUGGAGGUGUACGACAGAGUGGCCAAGGUGGUGGCUCCUAAGAAGGAGAAACUCAAAGAGGCAGAGGACGACCUGAGCCAGACGAUGGCUCUCCUAAAUGCCAAGAGAUCUGAGCUACGUGCCGUUGAGGAGCGUCUAGCCAACCUCAAGCAGUCUUUCAAGGAUAUGACGGACAAGAAGGAGCAGCUAGAACAACAGGUGGACCUGUGUGCCAAGAAGCUGGUCAGGGCCGAGAAGCUGAUUGGAGGACUGGGUGGAGAGAAGGACAGAUGGACCACCGCUGCAGCCCAGCUUCAGAACAUCUACGAUAAUUUGAUGGGUGAUGUGCUCAUCUCAUCUGGUGUGAUUGCGUACCUCGGUGCCUUUACAUCGGCGUUCAGGUUCAGGUGUACCAGCGAGUGGACCAAGCUAUGCACUGCCAAGAAGAUUCCUUGUUCGGAUGAGUUCUCGUUGAGCAAGACCCUAGGAGAACCAAUCAAGAUCAGGGCGUGGAACAUCGCUGGUCUACCCACAGACAGCUUCUCAGUUGACAAUGGUGUCAUCGUUGAUAACUCCAGAAGAUGGCCAUUGAUGAUCGACCCCCAGGGUCAAGCCAAUAAGUGGGUCAAGAACUCUGAGAAGGAUAACAACCUGUCGGUGAUCAAGCUGACUGAUAACGACUAUAUGCGCAUCUUGGAGAACUGUCUGCAGUUUGGUACCCCGCUCCUCCUGGAGAACGUCGGAGAGGAGCUGGAUCCAUCCCUGGAACCUCUGCUGCUCAAGCAGACCUUCAAACAAGGUGGCGUUGAGUGUAUCCGUCUUGGUGAGAAUGUCAUCGAGUACUCGCAAGAUUUCCGUUUCUACAUCACCACCAAGCUGCGCAAUCCCCACUACCUGCCGGAGGUCGCCACUAAGGUGUCUCUUCUUAACUUUAUGAUCACACCGGACGGCCUGGAGGAUCAGCUCUUGGGAAUAGUGGUCGCUAAAGAAAGGCCAGAGCUUGAAGAAGAGCGACAGGCCAUGGUCCUCCAGAGUGCGGCCAAUAAGAGACAACUUAAGGAGAUUGAGGACAAGAUCCUUGAGACGCUGUCAUCUUCAGAGGGUAACAUCCUUGAGGAUGAGUCGGCCAUCCGCAUCCUUGACUCCUCUAAGGUCCUCUCUGAUGAGAUCUCUAAGAAGCAGAAGAUCGCCGAGGAGACAGAGAAGAAACUGAACGAGUCCCGUGCCGGCUACCGGCCGAUCGCUAAACAUUCCAGCGUCUUGUUCUUUAGCAUUGCAGACCUCCCUAACAUUGACCCCAUGUACCAAUACUCCCUCACGUGGUUUGUCAAUCUCUACAUUAACUCCAUCCAUGACAGUAACAAGUCUAAGAUCCUUGAGAAGAGGCUACGCUACCUUUCGGACCACUUUACCUAUAACCUGUACUGCAGCGUCUGCCGAUCGCUCUUUGAGAAGGACAAACUUCUCUUCUCCUUCAUACUGUGCACAAACAUCCUCAUUGCGGAAGGUGAACAGCAUGCGGAUAAGAAGGAGAUGGACCAGGAGGAGUUUAUGUUCUUCCUGACCGGUGGCGUCGGUCUGGAGAAUAAACUAGAGAACCCAGACUCCUCGUGGCUCUCUGAUAGGAGCUGGGAUGAGAUAUGCAGAAUGUGUGAUAGACCCGCCUUCAAAGGCUUCAGGGACCACUUCCAAGACCAUUUAGAAGAGUGGCGAUCGCUGUAUAACAGCAAGGAGCCACACAAGGAGACCUUCCCCGCCCCCUGGAACAAAAAGCUCACAGACUUCCAGAAGGCCAUUCUUAUUAGAUGUCUCAGGCCAGAUAAGGUCGGCCCUCUUGUCACCGACUUUGUCAUCAGCAAGCUCGGUCAGAAGUUUGUCCAGCCGCCACCAUUUGACCUGGCUAAGAGCUUCGUAGACUCCCACUCCUGCGCCCCUCUCAUCUUCGUUCUGUCCCCUGGGGCUGAUCCCAUGGCUGCCCUCCUCAAGUUUGCUGGUGACAAAGGAUUCAGUGGAGAGAAGUUCAAUGCUAUCUCACUAGGACAGGGACAAGGUCCUGUAGCAUCCAAGCUGAUAGAGGCAGCCAGGCAGGAGGGCACCUGGGUAGUGCUUCAGAACUGUCACUUAGCGGUCUCUUGGAUGACUGCACUGGAGAAACUCUGCGAGGAGUUCACUCCGGAGACGGUGGUUGGUGAUUUUAGACUCUGGCUGACCAGCUACCCAUCAGACAAGUUUCCGGUGACCGUACUCCAGAACGGUGUGAAGAUGACCAACGAGCCUCCAACCGGUCUAAGGAUGAACAUGUUACAAUCUUACAUCAGUGAUCCGAUCAGCGAUGAGGAAUUCUAUGCAUCUUGCCCAGGCAAGGAGACUGCGUGGGAGAAGCUUCUGUUUGGGAUGUGUUUCUUCCAUGCUCUGGUCCAAGAAAGGAGAAAGUUUGGUCCGUUGGGCUGGAAUAUCCCGUAUGGUUUCAACGAGUCCGAUCUCCGCAUUAGUAUCAGGCAGUUACAGAUGUUCGUCAAUGACUACGAUGAUGUCCAGUAUGACGCCAUCACCUACCUGACCGGGGAGUGUAACUACGGCGGCCGCGUGACAGACGACCGUGACAGACGCUGUCUCCUGACCAUUCUUGCGGAUUUCAUCUUGCCCAAGGUUGUCCAUGACCCCAAGCAUAAGUUCUCACCCAGCGGGAACUACUACCCGCCUCCCCAGGGAACCUAUGAGGAAUACUUGGAGUUUAUUAAGAGCAUGCCCACAGUACAGGAACCUGAGAUCUUCGGCAUGCAUGACAACGUGGACAUCUCCAAGUCACUGCAAGAAACCAAGCAGAUCUUUGAUUCCAUCUUACUGACUCAAGGAGGCAGGGUUAGCGCUGGAGGAGGAAAGACCGACGAUGUCCUCUUUGAGAUUGCACAGGACAUCCUCUCCAAGUUGCCCAAAGACUACGAUCUGGAGGAAGCCUUGAAGAAGUUCCCGGUGAUUUAUAACGAAAGUAUGAACACUGUUCUGGUUCAAGAGAUGGAACGCUUUAAUAAUUUGGGAAAGGCGAUUCGCAGCAGUCUUCAGAAUCUCCAGAAGGCCAUCAAGGGUCUGGUGGUCAUGUCUUCAGAGCUUGAAGCCGUGGCUAGCAACCUCCUCAUUGGAAAGGUGCCAGAGAUGUGGUCCAAACGCUCUUACUCCACCCUGAAACCUCUAGGUAGUUACAUCACAGACUUCUUGGCUCGUCUGAAGUUCCUCCAGGAUUGGUACGAUAACCUGAAGCCCGACAUCUUCUGGCUGUCAGGCUUCUUCUUCACCCAGGCCUUCUUGACUGGCGCUAUGCAGAACUAUGCCCGAAAGUACACCAUCCCUAUUGAUAAGUGUGGGUUUGAGUUUGAGGUGUUGCCCUGUGAAACAGUGGAGAAGCCCCCAGAGGACGGAGUCUACGUCAAUGGUUUAUUCCUGGAUGGAGCACGCUGGGAUAGGAAAAAGGGACUUCUUGCCGAGUCUCAACCCAAGGUUCUGUUUGACCCCGUUCCUGUCAUCUGGGUGAAACCUGGUGUAAAAUUAGACUUCAAACCGAAAACCGACUACGUGUGUCCCUUGUACAAAACCAGCGAGCGCAGAGGUCAGUUGUCGACCACGGGGCACUCCACUAACUUUGUCUUACCCAUGGAACUACCCACGGAUAGACCGGUUCAGCACUGGAUUAAGAGGGGUGUGGCACUGCUGUGUCAACUGGAUGACUAGGUUUAGUUAAACUGGUUUAAGUUAGUGGGAUUGUGGAUUAAGCUGGCCUCAGUGGUAAACUGUAACAGCUAUUGAUGACAGAGUUAAGUAUAUAGACAAAUGUUUUAUUAAACACAAUUUUGUUGUUCAAAAACUUUUGUUUUAAAUAGAUCACUUGUUUCUUUAUAUAAAGAAAACAGUUUGUAGUAUCAAUCUGUAUUUAUUUUUUUUGGUACUUUGCCAUAGUAUUCAAUAAUUAUUCAAAUGUCAUAAAGCUAACCAACAAA